AUGCGUGCAUUGGUCAGCUGUUUCACUUCCCUUAGUAAGAACGAAAGUCUCGCUCUACAGAGAGAGCGAUGGAAUGAGAGUAUCACAAGAUUGCUGUUAACUGCUACCAACAAGAAUGACAUUUAUUUCUUGGGAUCUCCUCCUCCUCGUCUUCUAUGUAUUUCUCAUUCCCUGUGUGUGAGUGUGAGUGUUGAUCAUUUCCUACUUGUAUGUGUUACAGCAGGAGGAGACAUCCCUCUCCAGGUGACUGGCCGUGUAGGGGAGACUGUCACACUGACACCCCAUCUGAGUCUCACAUAUCCCAUUAAUACAGUCAUAUGGAUGUUUAAUUGCAAUGGGAAAAUAAUAAUCCUGGCUGAAUUCAGAGAGCAGAAGUUUAUCAGAGUGAAUAAUAAUUAUUUCAUGAACCGCCUGGAAGUAUCUAACAGUGGAACCUCAUUACAGAUCAGAGAGCUGAGAAUGGAGGAUAGUGGAGUCUUCACUGCACUGAUUCUUGUUAAUGGAGAAAUAAUAGAUAUUUAUUAUAAUCUCAAUGUGGCAGGAGGAGACAUCCCUCUCCAGGUGACUGGCCGUGUAGGGGAGACUGUCACACUGACACCCCGUCUGAGUCUCACACAUCCCAAUGAUAGAGUCACAUGGACGUUUCGUAACAAUGGGAAGAGAAUAAUCCUGGCUGAAUUCAGAGAGCAGAAGUUUAUCAGAGUGAAUAGGAAUUAUUUCCUCAACCGCCUGGAAGGAUCUAACAGUGGGACCUCAUUACAGAUCAGAGAGCUGAGAAUGGAGGAUAGUGGAGUCUUCACUGCACUGAUUCUUGUUAAUGGAGAAAUGAGAGAAAUAUCCUAUAAUCUCACUGUAUAUGAGUCCAUCCCUACACCAGUAAUAGAAAAGACAUUAGAUGUGAAUUCCACUGAUCUGUGUCAUCUUCAUUGUUCUGUCCCAUCCAACUCAACAAGUGUGUCCUACAGUUGGAUCUACAGAGAUAAAGACACUGACAUACUAUAUGCAAAUGGCAGCACAAUCAGUGUAUCACUGAAGGAUAAGACAUUGGGGACACAAUUUAUCUGUUUGGUACAAAAUCCUGCUCAUACCAACAAUGUGUCAGUCCCUUUAUAUCUAUGUGCUGAGACACAGACAGAGACACAAAGAAAAGAUGGAAUUUGCUGGAUUAAGAUAUAUAUUAUUCUUCCUGUUCUUGCUGUGCUCUCUGCUACUGUAAUAUUUGUUAUAUUUGUUACAGUAUAGAAACAAGAAAUAGUGACAGACCCAAACUACGAGGAGAUGAUGACCACUUUAUGGUAAUGACCCAGUAAUGACUUUUACAGUCCAAAGACAAUGAUGCAAUUGAGAUGGUGGAUUUUUGAUAAUAUGGCACUUCUUUACCAUUUAUAAAUGUAUAUUUUAUGUAUAGGGUUAUUAAUGUGCUGCAGAACAUUCAUUUGAGUUAUCAAGGUACUUUAAUGCCAUAGUUGGCACAGGAGUUCUUGCUUAGUAGAGUAGAUGGAAGGUCCUGUAGCCUAUCUCUUUGAUCAAUUGUCCCAGAAGACUUAGGCACCCAAUAUGAUCUUGUUUCUGCUUCUCAGACAAAAUAUUUAUACUGGAGACUGAU
Messenger RNA from Xenopus laevis (African clawed frog), 1606 nucleotides. RefSeq names its product CD48 antigen. Bases 1 to 1242 code for a protein of 413 amino acids. The record is from RefSeq and is a predicted model, not a curated record. The transcript is spliced from 6 exons. Lineage: Eukaryota; Metazoa; Chordata; Amphibia; Anura; Pipidae.